This is a messenger RNA of Brassicogethes aeneus, 3935 nucleotides long. Lineage: Eukaryota; Metazoa; Arthropoda; Insecta; Coleoptera; Nitidulidae. The record is from the annotation of a GenBank genome assembly.
UCUUGCUGUUGGAACAAACCAGAAAAAUUCUGUUGGUUUAUGAUUGGCAGCACUGCGGCAUUAACAUCUAAGCGACAAAGACCUUUUGCAGUCAUUUCUGUCCACCUGUCCAAAGAAUGAUGGACUUUUUAAGAAUUGUAUGCCUGUUUUGAAGAAGAAGAAGAAGAAUAUAAAUGUUUUGAGGUUAUGUACCCUAAACAGGUGAUUUUUAUUUUCAGUGGUAAACACAUUUAAUUAGCAUAAUGAAGGGUAUUGUUGCUGCUUUAAUGGAAUCUGAGGAUCCUUUCAAAUUACAAAAAUUGUGCAAAAUUUGCCUUUUAAGUGACAGCGAAUUUCAUUUAUUUAAAAUAAAAUGCGAAGGAAAAAUACUGGUUAAUAUCUUUGAAUCGUGUUUAAACUUGGAUGUGGAGAGAAACGUCGAUCAUGCCCCAUACUCGAUUUGCAGUGCAUGUUUACCCGAAUUAAUUAAGUUUUAUAAAUUCAAAAAACAAUGCUUGCAAAGCGAUGCUAUUAUAAAAGAUGUAUUAUUUCAAAUAAAUAAAAAUACCAUAGCAGUAGAAGAAAACGAAGAAUUAACAUUAAUGGAAUCUGACCUCAUAAAUGAGGUUAUAGAAGAUUCUCUAUGUAUUAAAGAGGAAGUACCUAUAACUGAGGAUGAAGAAUUUGUAAAUAAUAAAAUUGAAUUUAUAAAGAGUGAAGAUGAAAUAGAUGUAAAUAGUGAUAAGGAUUUCAACGAUGAUAACAUUGAAUAUAAUGAAAUAAAGUUUGAACAUUGCUAUGCAGCCAAAUCUUCAGAUCUUUCUUUUAGAACAAAUGAGACAACUAAAUCUAAAAAGUUCACUUGUGAGAAAUGCCAAGAAGCAUUUAAUCUUGAAAGUUCUCUAAAAAUACAUAUGAAAUUAAGCCAUAAAAAUGAUUUAGCUCAUAGCAAUGAAAACAGUCUAGCCAAUAAACAACACACUUGUAGAUAUUGUAAGCAAGAAUUCACCUCAAGACUUUUAUUGAAUAGGCAUUUUAAAAAAACGCAUAAGUCGAGAAGAUUAAAAAGACCAGAGAGAAAAAAAGUAAUAGAGAGAAAAAAAGUAAUAUAUAAACCUACUAGAUGUAUGUACUGUGGAAUUAUUUUUCUAAAGUUCUAUAGGCAUAAAUGUGUAUACACUACAAGACAUUUAUUUGAAUGUACUUUUUGCGAAAAAGCUUUUUGUCACCAAAGUUAUCUAAAAACACACUUAAAAGUGCACAAUAAACAAAAAUUGUUUAAUUGCAUCCUCUGUGACAUGGUAUUUAAAGUUAGUUAUGACUUCAGGAUGCAUAUGCAGGAACAUCCAGGAUACAAACCAUUUGAAUGUGAUCAAUGUGAUAAAGGUUUUUUUCUUAAGGGGCGUUUAGAUAAGCACUAUCUUGAACAUACUGGAGGUGUUCUAAAAUGUGAUAUCUGUGGUGGAGAAUCUAUCAAUCAAAAAUGUAGACAACUUGCGGAAUAUAAUAUGUAAUAACACAUUUUGAAAACCUGUAAAAAAUUGGGUUAUUUUUAUCAUACAUUCCAAUAACAAUUGAAUAAAACCUAUAAAAAUUAUGUGCAAAACACUUACCACAAUUAAAAUUAUAAAUGUGGAUCCUACUAAGCAAAGUUUUUACCUUUACACCAUAAUAUAAGUAUUAUAAUAUUUAAGGAUAGCAUAUAAAGUAAAUAAAAAGCUGUUUUAUAUCAAAAAAAUAUUUAUUUUCCUAUUUAAAUAAAUACAACAAGUCAGUCUUAAAUCCUAAAACUAAACAUAAAUAAAUACUGAUAAAUUAAGAACUAUUAUUUUAAUCGACUUCCUCGAUCGUCGGUCCAGCUUGUCUGCCUCCGAAGCCGCCAGCCUGUUGACCGCAGCUCCCGGGCAUUCCGCCUCCAGCGGCGUUUUGUUGGGCGCCGCCGUACAAUUUGGCCAUAAUCGGACUGCACGCAGACGUCAUCUGCUUCUGUUUGUCCUCGUAUUCUUCCUUUUCGGCCAACGUGUUGCUGUCCAGCCAUCGCAAACAAUCUUCGCAUUCUUUCUCCACCUUCGACUUGUCAUCGGCGGAUAAUUUGUCGCCGCAUUCGUUCACUGCCUGCUUCAAUUGGAAUACGUACGCUUCUAGCUGGUUGCGGGCAGCUACUUUUUGUCUCUGCUUCUCGUCCUCUUCCUUGUAUUGCUCGGCUUCGGAUACCAUUCGGUCGAUGUCUUUUUGCGAUAGGCGACCCCUGUCGUUUUUGAUGGUAAUGUUGCGAGAAUUGCCAGAACUGGUAUCUUUCGCCGAGACGGUCAAUAUUCCGUUGGCAUCCAAAUCGAAGGUAACUUCAAUUUUCGGAACUCCUCUCGGUGCAGGUGGUAUUCCAGUUAAAUCGAAUGUUCCCAAUAAGUUGUUGUCUUUGGUCAUGGCUCUUUCCCCUUCGAAUACUUGAAUUGUGACGGCUGGCUGAUUAUCAGCGUAUGUGGUAAAUGUUUGCGUCUGCUUGCAUGGAAUUCUGGCAUUUCGUUCGAUCAACUUUGCCAUAACUCCACCUGCUGUUUCGAUUCCCAUCGAAAGUGGUGUUACAUCGACCAAUAAAACGUCUUGAAUUUUUGAAUCUGUUUCGCCGUUCAGUACCGCAGCUUGAACGGCAGCACCAUAAGCCACUGCUUCAUCUGGGUUGAUGGACAAAUUCAAGGGUUUUCCGCAGAAAUAAUUUUGGAGCAGUUGUUGAAUUUUGGGAAUUCUUGUUGAGCCUCCAACCAAAACGACAUCGUGGAUUGCUCCCUUGUCCAUUUUGGCGUCUGCAAGAGCUUUUUCAACGGGUUGUAGAGUUCCUCGGAAUAAAUCUGAGCAUAGUUCUUCGAAUCUUGCUCUCGUAACUUUAGUGUAGUAAUCAACACCUUCGAAGAGUGCAUCAAUUUCAAUGGAGGCUUCUGUACUUGAUGACAAGGUUCUCUUUGCUCUUUCUGCAGCCGUCCUCAAUCUUCGAAGAGACCUUGGGUUACUUCGUAAAUCUUUUUUAAAUUUUCUUUUAAAUUCGUCUGCCAAAUGGGUGACGAGUCGGUUAUCAAAGUCUUCUCCUCCAAGAUGUGUGUCUCCGGCAGUGGCCCUUACUUCAAACAGCGAUCCCUCAUCGAUGGUAAGAAUUGAGACAUCGAAAGUACCACCACCCAGAUCGAAAAUCAAAACGUUCUUUUCUCCUUUGAGAUUCUUGUCCAAUCCGUAUGCUAAAGCGGCUGCUGUGGGCUCAUUAAUAAUUCUCAUCACGUUUAAUCCGGCGAUGUGACCAGCAUCCUUUGUUGCUUGUCUUUGUGAAUCGUUGAAGUAAGCUGGAACUGUAAUAACGGCAUCUUUGAUUGUCGAUCCCAAAUAAGCUUCUGCCGUUUCCUUCAUUUUAGUCAAAACCAUCGAGCUUAUUUCUUCAGGAGCAAAGGUUUUGAUUUCUCCUUUGAAUUCAACUUGGAUUUUUGGCUUUCCACAGUCGCUUACCACUUUGAAUGGCCAGUGUUUGAUGUCUUGCUGAAUUUUGGGGUCGUCAUAUUUCCUACCGAUAAGUCGUUUGGCAUCGAAUACAGUGUUGUUUGGAUUCAUCGCGACCUGGUUCUUGGCUGCGUCGCCCAGAAGACGCUCGGUGUCCGUGAACGCCACGUAACUAGGGGUUGUUCUGUUUCCUUGGUCGUUGGCGAUGAUUUCCGCCUUUCCAUGUUGCCACACUCCGACGCAAGAGUACGUGGUUCCCAAGUCAAUACCAAUUGCUGGAGCUUUCACCAUUUUCUUUUUUUAGUUAAUUUAUACUUUGAACGUUAAACUUUUAUUUAAUAUCACUGUUUAAUAGCUUUGAAAUACUUGGUAGGUAAAGUUGCAGUUCACUAUGUUUUGUUGUUUACUGUUCGCUUGAUUCAAAUAGACUGCCUAGCCGCGCGCUCGGUUCGCUUUUAUAUGAACGGUCGAAUCUG